Molecule: messenger RNA, 1461 nt
Organism: Hippocampus zosterae (dwarf seahorse)
Lineage: Eukaryota; Metazoa; Chordata; Actinopteri; Syngnathiformes; Syngnathidae
Gene: ino80b
Product: INO80 complex subunit B
Exons: 5
Coding region: 419-1438 (339 amino acids)
Biological process (GO): chromatin remodeling
Cellular component (GO): Ino80 complex
Source: RefSeq, a predicted model, not a curated record
AGUCAGUGUUUUUGCCAAAGUAAUUGACGUGGGUUGAGAUCCCGCCGCUCCACCUGUUGCGAAUCACUGGUUGCCAGUGCGAAGUUCACGUAAAAAGCAAGCGCUGCUCAUGCUAUGCGUCCCGUUGCCGCCAGAGGGCAGUGAGCGUCAACAUGACAGCAAAAAAAUGGACGGAACUAGAGGAAGAUGCGUCACUCGUGUGUGUGUUGUUAGCAUUAGCUUAAACGGAACUCCUGCCUUUAUCUCGUACUCUUUAACGUUGGAUCCGCCGGUUUCUGAAUGCUUUCUGGCCGCCAAAUGCCAUUUUGAUGGUGACCAAAUUCAACAUUCGGUACUUCGCGGCGCAAGUCAAGUUUGCGCGGACUUAUUUUUGACUGCCUUUGCUGACAUGCACUGAAGAGCCUCUGCCGCUGCCGUGAUGGGGAAAAGGAAAGACGUGGUUCAUUCUAGAUUUCUCUGCGAAGGCGGCUUGGGCCCGCACGGCAUGCACAAGCACAAGCAUAAAAAACACAAGAGGCACAAAAGGAAACAUCACGUCCUCUCCGCGGCGCCGGAGCCCGUCGUCGCCCCUCGGCCGCCCCCGCAGCUGCGACUCAAAAUCAAGUUGGGAGGGCAGACGCUGGGGACGAAGAGUGUUCCGACCUUCACCGUGCACCCCGGCGUGGCUUGUCCCCCCUCACCACUGAUGAUUGUGGAGGAUGAGGAUGACGCCGAGGAAGAUGACGAGCCUUCUGUGCCUCUGGAGCAGUAUCGGGCCUGGCUGGAUGAAGACAGCAACAUGGCCACGUCCCCUCUGGCCGACGUGGACUCGGACUCCAUGUUGGGAGUGCCCGCGGACGAGGAGGAGAGGUGGCUGGACGCUCUGGAGAAGGGGGAGCUCGACGACAACGGCGAGCUGAAGAAGGAGGUCGACGAAUCUUUGCUCACGGCCCGACAGAAAGCGCUCCUCCACAAGCAGCAGAUCCAGCCCCUCUUGGAACUGCCCAUGGGCUACAAGGAGAAGGAGAUGACGGCCGAGAUGAUGCAGAAGCGGGAAGAGCGCGCCCGCAAGCGACGCUUGCAGGCGGCCAAGAAGGCCGAGGAGAACAAGAACCAGACCAUCGAGAGACUCACCAAGACCAGCAAGGCCAAGAUGAAAAGCACGCGGGAGAAGAAGUCCAAGCAGAGCCAGUGCCCCAUGAUCCGCUACGGCGACUCGGCCCGAGGCCUGAGCGUCUCCUUCCCCGCGGGCGUCCCCGCGCCCGAGGCCGCGCCCCCCCGCCCCGCGCCGCCCGCGGCCCCCGUCGCCUGCGGCGUGAGCGGCUGCUCCAACCCCAAGAAAUACAGCUGCUCCAAAACGGGCGUGCCUCUCUGCAGCCUGCGAUGCUACCAGAAGAACUUGCGCUUGGCCCGCGGGACCGGCUCCGGCUCUCCGGGCGACCGGAUAACAUCACUUUGAGGAAAGAAGACUCGCUGCGACAA